UUUUCGGUUCUCCGAUUCACCAUAGCCAAUGAAACCCAAAAAACUGAAAAACAUCCGCCAAAAGCCUUAGAAUUGAAUCAAAUCAUGCAUUUAUGAAGUUCAGUGAUUAAUCAUAUCUCUUUUUCUCUUUUUCUUGGUGCGUCACUCCUCAAUUUAUACAUAAUAACGCCGUUGAAUCUCCUUAUGUUUUUUCACUCGACUCCUUCCGAACCCCAAGCUUAGAAGAAAAAGGUAAGGAGAGGGAAACCCAUAAAGAUAUGACAACGAGAGGGAGCAGAUCGGAGAAGGUGAAGAGAAUCUUCCAGCAAUUUGAUGCUAGCCGAGAUGGGGGUCUCAACAGAGAAGAAAUGGCUGCAUUGGUGGUUGCUGUUAACCCUAGAGUCAAGUUCAGCAACGAGCAAAUCAACGCUAUUCUCGAUGAAGUGUUUCGUACCUACGGUGAGUUUAUCGACGGGGAAAAGGGCUUGACCUAUGAUGGGUUGUUGAGGACAUACGACGAUGGGGCUGGUGAUGUGGACCGGGACUUUGAUGCUCUUGGGCUUGAGCUUGAUGACAACAAGGGUCUUUCAAUUGCGUCGGAGGCGUCCUCGUCGUCGAUUGUAGAUGAGAGGGCGAUGGAGUCGCAGAAAAGGCAGAGGACGGCGGCCUGGGCGGUGUCACCGAAUCACGGCAUUGUUUUUGACGAUACAUGGAAGCUUGUGGAUGAUUUGGAGAUUUUGGUGAAGAGAUUGAAAGCAAAGCAGGCUAAAGAUGGGAAGCUAAAGGCAGAUAAUUUUGACGCUUAUUCUGAUGCUGGAUGGUCGAGGGAGUUGGGGCCGUCUGCUGAGAUUACAGAGAAGAGGGUGUUCUGGGAAGAAUCUGGGCAUGAUUAUGCAGUUUUUAUCAAAGAAUUGGCGGCGUUGAGAAGUAGAGCUGAUGGGGCGAGGUCGAGGGAAGAGGCAUUUGACGGGCACAUGGCUAUUGGCAGGGUUUUAUACGAGCAUGGGUUGUUUAAGGAGGCUUUAGUGAGUUUCAAAAGGGCUUGUGAGUUGCAGCCUAUGGAUGUUAGGCCACACUUUAGAACUGGGAAUUGUUUGUAUGUGCUUGGGAAGUAUAAGGAAGCCAAAGAGGAGUUCUUGUUGGCGCGGGAAUCAGCUGAGGCAGGUGGGAAUCAAUGGACUUACUUGCUUCCUCAGAUUUAUGUCAAUCUUGGGAUUGCACUUGAAGGAGAAGGUAUGGUCUUAAGUGCUUGUGAGCAUUAUAGAGAAGCUGCAAUUCUUUGUCCAACUCAUUUUAGAGCUUUGAAACUUUUGGGUAGUGCUCUUUUUGGGGUUGGAGAGUAUAGGGCAGCAGUCAAGGCUUUAGAGGAGGGUAUUUUUAUGAAAUCAGACUAUGCUGAUGCACACUGUGAUUUGGCGUCUGCUUUACAUGCUAUGGGUGAGGAUGAGAGGGCAAUUGAAGUUUUUCAGAAAGCUAUUGAUUUGAAACCUGGUCACGUGGAUGCUUUGUACAAUCUUGGUGGGCUUUAUAUGGACUUGGGUAGGUUUCCGAGAGCUUCUGAGAUGUACACUAGGGUUCUAGCAGUAUGGCCUAAUCAUUGGCGGGCACAGCUCAACAAGGCUAAUUUCCCUCCUCUCUUGCUCCAGCAGCCGACCUGUUUCGGUCGUGGACACACGGGUAGAGCGACCAAUAAGCGUAUCGCAAUCCUCGCCAUCAUCAUCAUCGGGUGCAUCUUCGAAUCUAGAAUCGUCAUCGUACGCGAUCUCCUGGUUGUGCUGGUGGUUAUCGCCCUCGAAAAAAGCGUCGAAGGAGACGGGGUUGUUGUCGACUCGGACGAAGACUCGGUCGCUGCCGGGGGUUUCGUAGUAAUUGGGAUCGGAGGAACCCCGGACGAGCAAUUGGAAGGUUACCGAUUUUUUCUUGUCGAUGAAUUUCUUCUUUUUACCCAUUUUGAAGAAGAUUGAAGCAGCUUUGCUGGAAGGAGAUAGGCACCACUGGUAUUAAGCGAUUGAAGAGAUUUAUGUGUCUCUGUGAUAAACCCCAGGGAAGCGC
Messenger RNA from Rubroshorea leprosula, 2031 nucleotides. NCBI's taxonomy places the organism in Eukaryota, Viridiplantae, Streptophyta, Magnoliopsida, Malvales, Dipterocarpaceae. The record is from the annotation of a GenBank genome assembly.